Molecule: messenger RNA, 433 nt
Organism: Macrobrachium nipponense
Lineage: Eukaryota; Metazoa; Arthropoda; Malacostraca; Decapoda; Palaemonidae
Product: pro-resilin-like
Cellular component (GO): extracellular matrix
Source: RefSeq, a predicted model, not a curated record
GGUCCAGCUCGGUACGACUUCAACUACGCCGUGAAGGACGACUACUCAGGAAACGACUUCGGACACCAGGAGGCUCGAGAUGGCUACGACACCAAGGGAACUUAUUACGUUCAGCUUCCCGACGGCCGUCUUCAAAAGGUCACUUACUACGUCAACGGCGACUCUGGGUACGUGGCCGAAGUCUCCUACCAAGGAGAGGCUCAGUACCCUCAGUAUCAGCCCUCCGGAGGAUACAAACCCGCCCCUAAGCCUGGGUAUGUUUAAGGGAAAUGAUUGGUUUCGUUCGUCUUGUUGUCAUUAUUGUUAACGUGUGUUGGUAAACACUAAGAGCUUGCUAAUACGUCUGUAAAUAAGUAUGUUAACUUUAAAUGCAUGUAUUAGUCUUAUUUAUAUCUAGGUGCAUUAAAAUUAAAUAAAAAUGACAUACAUAAGA